GCCCAUGGUGACUCUGGCCGAGGCUGAUAACGUGCUGUUCAUUCUCGCUGGACGCUUGGUGUGAGCCUUUUAUUUAUAAAGUGAGGGCCCAUCACACGUUAACGUCUGGAGCAGCACUUGGCUGGUGAUGUUUGAUUUCCUGCCCUGCGAGGCCAGCAAGGCCCGGCUCCGACUUUCUAGGCUGCCUAGUUCCUGAUUUGGAACAAAGGAAGCGGGGAUGAAAAGCAAAAGUGGAAAUUCCUCCAGAGGAUCCUCGAAAAUUUGAACUGGCAAAGAAUGCAGCAGCCGGGGGACAUCACGCAGAAGGGCUAUGAAAAGAAGAGAGCCAAGCUGCUGGCACCUUACAUCCCUCAGACUCAAGGUGUAGAUCCUGCUCUGCAGACGGAACACAGAAACCAGACUUCCACUCCUGCACCAGCAUCUUCGUCUUCCAAGUACCACCGUGCCCGGUCUGGGGGCACCCGGGAUGAACGCUACAGAUCAGAUAUUCACACAGAAGCAGUGCAGGCAGCCUUGGCAAAGCACAAGGAGCAGAAGAUGGCGCUGCCCAUGCCCACCAAAAGGCGCUCAACUUUCGUGCAGUCACCCAUCGAUGCUUGCACCCCUCCAGACACAUCGUCGGCCUCAGAGGACGAGGGCUCCCUCCGGAGGCAGGCGGCCCUGACCGCAGCCAUCACGCAGAGCCUUCAGAAUACGGAGUCCUGGAUCAACAAGUCUGUGCAGGGCUCCUCGACUUCAUCGUCGGCCUCGUCGACGCUGUCGCACGGCGAGGGCAAAUCCCAGCUGCAGAUCAGCUCGCUGGCUGACGUCCUUGCGCACGCGCGGAUAGAGACCCUGCCGGCUCCUCCCGAUGUUACCACAUGUUCCUCCUCCUCCUCUGACCGGACUUCCCGCAUCGACCUUCCCCCCUCUGGACCUGUCAAGGGCAUGAGUCGAGGGCUGAGCAAGACGAGCAUCAUGGAGACAGCGGAUGGGGUGCCGGUGCACAGCAGAGUGUCUACAAAGAUUCAGCAGCUCUUGAACACCCUGAAGAGACCAAAGCGGCCACCCCUGAAGGAGUUCUUUGUGGAUGACUUCGAGGAGAUUGUGGAAGUGCCACAGCCUGACCCAAACCAGCCCAAACCGGAGGGGCGGCAGAUGAUCCUGGUGAAGGGGGAGCCAUUGGGAGUUGUCAGCAACUGGCCACCUGCCAUUGAGGCAGCACUUCAGAGAUGGGGGACUACCCAGGCUAAAGCUCCCUGCCUGACCACUUUGGACGUCACGGGGAAGCCCCUCUACACACUGACAUACGGAAAGCUGUGGAGUCGGAGUCUCAAACUGGCAUACACACUUCUAAACAAGCUGGGGACGAAGAACGAGCCAAUGCUGAAACCAGGAGACAGGGUGGCACUGGUGUACCCCAAUAGUGACCCAGGAAUGUUCUUAGUGGCCUUCUAUGGAUGUCUUCUGGCAGAAGUGAUCCCAGUCCCAAUUGAGGUACCGUUAACCAGAAAGGAUGCUGGAAGCCAACAGAUUGGCUUCCUGCUGGGCAGCUGUGGCGUGGCGUUGGCACUGACCAGUGAGAUUUGCUUGAAGGGCCUGCCGAAGACACAGAAUGGGGAGAUUGUACAGUUCAAAGGCUGGCCUCGACUGAAAUGGGUUGUGACGGACUCAAAAUACCUGACCAAACCUUCCAAGGACUGGCAGCCACACAUCCCCAUGGCUAACACGGAGUUGGCCUACAUCGAGUACAAGGCAAGCAAGGAAGGUAGCGUGAUGGGUGUAGCAGUUUCCCGGAUAACCAUGCUGAACCACUGCCAGGCCCUCACCCAAGCCUGCAACUACACAGAAGGAGAAAUUCUGGUGAAUGUUCUAGACUUCAAGAAGGAUGUCGGACUCUGGCACGGGGUUCUCUCUAGUGUGAUGAAUAAAAUGCACACGGUCAGCGUUCCUUAUGCAGUCAUGAAAGCCUGUCCUCUCUCCUGGGUGCAGCGAGUCUAUGCACACAAAGCUAAGGUGGCUCUGGUGAAGUGCCGAGACCUGCAUUGGGCCAUGAUGGCUCACCGAGACCAGCGAGACAUCAACCUUGGUUCCCUACGAAUGCUUAUUGUAGCAGAUGGAGCCAAUCCCUGGUCGGUGUCUUCUUGUGAUGCCUUCCUCAGUGUGUUCCAGUGUCAUGGUCUGAAGCCUGAGGUCAUUUGUCCGUGUGCCACCUCCCCUGAGGCAAUGACUGCUGCCAUCCGCCGGCCAGGUGUCCCUGGGGCUCCACUUCCAGCACGUGCUAUUCUCUCUAUGAGCGGACUGAGCUACGGAGUGAUUCGGGUGAACACUGAGGACAAGAACUCAGCCCUGACUGUUCAGGACGUCGGACACAUCAUGCCAGGAUCCCUGAUGUGCAUCAUCAAACCUGACGGACCACCCCAGCUAUGUAAAACUGAUGAGAUUGGAGAGAUUUGUGUGAGUUCUCAGCCCGGAGGCAUGCUGUACUACGGAUUGCCUGGGGUCACCAAAAGCACUUUUGAGGUGAUCCCAGUGAACGCAGUGGGUGCGCCCAUUGGGGAGAACCCCUUUGUCCGCUCAGGUUUGCUUGGCUUUGUGGGCCCGGGCAGUCUGGUGUUUGUGGUAGGCAAGAUAGAUGGCUUGCUGAUGGUCAGUGGCCGAAGGCACAAUGCGGAUGACAUCGUAGCCACGGCUCUGGCUGUAGAGCCCGUCAAGACGGUCUACAGAGGAAGAAUUGCAGUCUUCUCAGUGACGGUAUUCUACGAUGAGCGCAUCGCUGUUGUGGCCGAACAGCGGCCUGAUGCCUUAGAGGAGGACAGCUUUCAAUGGAUGAGUCGAGUUCUGCAGGCUAUUGACAGCAUACACCAGGUUGGUCUGUACUGCCUGGCACUCGUACCUGCUAACACCCUCCCUAAGACCCCUCUAGGGGGUAUUCACAUCGCCCAGACUAAGCAGCACUUCCUGGAUGGCAACCUGCACCCCUGUAACAUUCUCAUGUGCCCUCACACUUGUGUGACAAACCUACCCAAGCCUCGGCAGAAGCAGCCAGUUGGUGUCGGGCCAGCUUCCAUUAUGGUUGGGAACUUAGUUGCUGGGAAGCGUAUUGCACAGGCAUCUGGUCGGGACUUGGGACUCAGCGAGGAUCAGGACCUGGUUAAAAAGUAUCAGUUCUUGUCGGAAGUAUUGCAGUGGCGGGCCAACAGUGACCCUGAUCACCUCCUCUUCGUCCUGCUCAAUUCAAAGGGUCUGCCUGUCAGCACGGCUACCUGCAUUCAGUUGCACAAGCGUGCAGAGAAGAUUGCCGCUGCACUAAUGGAGAAGGGGAGCCUUAACACCGGAGACAACGUGGUGCUGCUUUAUCCACCUGGAAUUGACUUGAUUGCUUCCUUCUAUGGCUGCCUGUAUGCUGGCUGUAUCCCUGUGACUGUGAGGCCACCGCACUUGCAGAACCUGGCAGCCACACUGCCCACAGUUCGCAUGAUCAUUGAAGUCAGCAAGGCCGCAUGCAUCUUGACAACACAAAACCUGAUGAAGACUCUGAAGUCGAAGGAGGCUGCAGUGACUGUGGAUGUCAAGACCUGGCCGACCAUCAUCGACACAGAUGACCUUCCUCGGAGACGACCGCCUCAGAUUUACAAACCUCCAACGGCAGAGAUGUUGGCCUACCUAGAUUUCAGUGUGUCUACCACAGGCAUGCUUACAGGAGUCAAGAUCUCCCAUGUUGCUGUGAGCACAUUGUGCCGCUCCAUCAAGCUUCAGUGUGAGCUCUACUCGUCACGCCAGAUUGCCAUUUGCCUGGAUCCUUACUGCGGCCUGGGCUUUGUGCUCUGGUGUCUCUGCAGCGUUUACUCAGGCCACCAGUCCAUCCUUAUCCCACCCUUAGAGCUGGAGACCAACCUAUCACUCUGGCUGUCUGCUGUCAGCCAAUACAAGAUCAGAGACACAUUCUGCUCCUACUCAGUGAUGGAAAUGUGCACAAAAGGCCUGGGCUCCCAGACGGAAGCACUGAAGGCCCGUGGCAUUAAUCUGUCCUGCGUGCGGGGCUGCGUGGUCGUAGCAGAAGAGCGUCCUCGAAUGGCGCUCACCCAGUCCUUCUCUAAGCUGUUCAAGGACCUGGGCUUAUCUCCCCGAGCUGUCAGCACCACCUUUGGGUCAAGGGUCAACUUAGCCAUCUGCUUGCAGGGUACUACUGGACCAGAGCCUACUACAGUUUAUGUUGACAUGAAGUCACUGAGGCAUGACAGAAUUCGCUUGGUUGAGCGUGGAGCCCCCCAGAGCCUACCGCUGAUGGAGUCAGGAAAGAUGCUUCCGGGUGUCAGAGUUCUCAUAGUGAAUCCUGAGACUAAGGGGCCUUUGGGAGAUUCUCAUCUUGGAGAGAUCUGGGUGAAUAGCCAGCACAAUGCCAGUGGCUAUUAUACCAUCUAUGGCGACGAGAGUCUUCAGGCUGACCAUUUCAACACCAAGCUGAGCUUUGCAGACACGGAGACCUUAUGGGCUCGGACCGGAUACCUGGGAUUUGUCAAGAGGACUGAACUUUUAGGUGCCAGCAAAGACCGCCAUGAUGCUCUGUACGUGGUGGGUGCACUGGAUGAAACUUUGGAACUCAGGGGGCUGCGAUACCACCCCAUUGACAUCGAGACCUCCGUGUCCCGGACCCAUAGGAGCAUCGGUGAAUGUGCUGUGUUCACUUGGACCAACCUGCUAGUCGUGGUGGUUGAGUUGUGUGGAUCAGAGCAAGAGGCCUUAGACCUUGUUCCGUUGGUAACCAAUGUAGUUCUGGAGGAGCAUCACUUGAUAGUGGGUGUGGUGGUUGUGGUGGACCCCGGCGUGAUCCCCAUCAACUCACGUGGCGAGAAGCAACGCAUGCACCUAAGGGACAGUUUCCUUGCCGACCAGCUGGACCCCAUCUAUGUGGCCUACAACAUGUAGCAAUAAGAUCCAUGUGAAACGAGAGCAGUGAGAGGAGCUCUGCCCUUCCGGACCCUUACAACUGGUUCUGGGCAUCUGAGUCUACUGUCUCCACCAAGAAGCUUCCCGGAGCUUGGGACAGAAAGUUAAAAGGAAAAAAAAAAUAAUAAAAACGAAAGCAUCUCAUUGGCUGCCACUGGACGUGGAGUGAUGUCACAGGGUCUGCUGUGCCCUGAUCAAUGGCUCUGCGGCACAUGGAGCUAACCGAAGUUUCAUACCCGUCUUCUUUCAGUGGCAGUAAAACCAAGGAGAUGAUUAUCGAGUCUGCUUUUUCCAUCUGAUCCUGGACUCCUGGAAUCAGCCCAUGCAAUUUGUAUAGGAAAGCGAGGAAAAAAAAACACACACACACAAAAAAAGCUGCAAGUACAUCUUGAUAUUGGUGCAAAAACCCAAAUCAUUUCAAGAAAUGGGAUGACAAGUUGCCUUAUAUCCUGUAGGAUAUAUUUAAUUUUAAUUUUAUUCAUUUUUAAGGUUACUGAACUGCAAAAGCGGGGGGCAAGUAGUAAAUACAGGGGUGCAUACAGGCCUAAUGGCAUUUUGGUCUUUUUAGGUAUCUCUGCUGAUUGGUUCGGGUUGUUUUGGGGGAGGGGGGGGAGGCUCGGGGGGGUACGUGAUGUCGUGAGCAGUUUUUACUUGAUGCAAACCUUUUUUUUUUUGUUGUUGUUGUUUUCUUUCCCAACGAGAAAUACUUGACUCUGCUUUUGAAUGAUUGUUAUUGUGAACGUCAAGACCACCAGCUGGGAGCCCCACUGUGAUUGGCGCUGGUGGCCUUGUACACUUAAAAAGAAAAAAACAAUAGAUAGAAUAUAUUAAAAGUAUUUUAUAGAGAAGUGUACAUUUUUAAAGAGCUCUGUGAAAGGCGUUGGGGCGGGGGGGGGGAGGGGGGGGGGUCUUUGCAGGGGGUUUACUUUUCACACUUUCUGGAAUAACCCAACAAAGAAAGACUGGGCAGCAUCACUAGUUUGCACAAUAGAGGCUGCGUUGCUCUUUCAGUUUGUUUCAAUGGGAAGAAGAAUAUAUGCUUAUAUAUAUAUAUAUAUAUAUUUUAGUGGUUAAAUAGCAAACUGAUGACUACUUGUGUCUAAUUCACACAUUUUAGAGAGGAGCCCCUCAUUUCCAGCAGGUUUUGCUCUUUUUUUUUUUAAUUUCUUCCUCUUUUCACAGCAGCACACGGGACACUUUGAAGACUCCGGUCUGUAAACCUUCCACCAGGGUCUGCGACUUUUAGGACUUUUUAGGUUAUUUUGCAAUGAGGCAGGCGACUUUUGACAGGCCGAAGGGAAGAGUGUGAAAUUGAGCUGGAGAGCCUUUGAGGAAAGUGAAGGCGUUGUCGCCGUGUAUUAUUGAGACGAGGCAGAAACUCUCUUUAAAAAAUUAGCGGAAUCGUCGUGUGAGUAGAACCGGCAGACACUGAGGUUAUCGAACGAUGAACGCUUUAGUCUUCCUUUCGCUCCUUCCCAAAGGGGAUGGUUCUUUAAAACACGCAGGUGGCCAGCAAACUUCCUCGGCUCUUCUGACGUCGCCAUGGCUAUUUUAUGCGCAUUUCUACAACUCUCUAAAGCACCAAAGAGGAAAAAGAAAAAAUCGUAGCUGGCGUCAACAAACAGAGCUGCCAAUGGGGGGCUGGGGGUGGGGCUCCUUUCGAGAACACACACAUUCCUGUCGUACCGCCAUUGGUCAGAGAUGACAGUGACUGGCAGCCGCCGUCGGGAGGAUGAGGUACCCGUCUUGCCUUUUUUAGGGGAAGAUUAGGUUUGCUGAGCGGUUACCUGCUUUAAUGCCCACCUACAGUGUAGCACUUGACAAGUUAAGGUGGCAAAACAAAAAGAAAAACACACAGCAGGGUGUCUGCCCCCCCCCCAAAUAAUUUUUUUUUAAAUUCCAUUUCUUUAAGAGGAAAGUCUGAAUUUAUUAUUAAUUUUUUUUUUUAAUAUGUACACAUUUUACUUGCCCAAAGGAAAGAGAGGCUGGAAAUUCAAUUCCAUGGGUCGCCGUCUCGGAUCGAUUGUGUAAAUGUGAAAAGCUGUUCUUUUAAUGACAUGUUUAGUGUGUGUGUGUGUCCAUUUGUCUGUGGUCUGUAAUAUAUAAUUAAUUAAUUAAUUAAU
Erpetoichthys calabaricus (reedfish) is the source of this 7052-nucleotide messenger RNA. RefSeq names its product disco-interacting protein 2 homolog Bb (gene dip2bb). Lineage: Eukaryota; Metazoa; Chordata; Cladistia; Polypteriformes; Polypteridae. The record is from RefSeq and is a predicted model, not a curated record. Bases 277 to 4908 code for a protein of 1543 amino acids. The transcript is spliced from 38 exons.